GUGACCACUUACAUUUUGUCACUGUGACUAUCACCGACAGUGGUACUACGCACUUCCCUUUCCACUCAUCUCAAAACUGAUCUUUGGCUCUCUUGAAAUUUACGUUCCUCUGAAUUUCAUAUUUCACCAACCUUCUUUUACUCGUGCUUCCAAAUUCUGCCAAAAAACAAAAGUCGGUCAAUUGAAUUGCCCAUUCUAAACGACCAAACCAAGCAGGAAGCAAUCCCAUCCUCCAUUUUCGGAUCCAAAAAUCAUAACCCAUAACUCUUUUCUUUUCCCAGUUCUCAAGCCUGAUCAAAUCUUGUUCCUGCACUGACGUUUAUAAAUCAUUCAUCCUAAAACUUGUGUCGGUUGUAUAUAGUUUGGACUUAGGGACUGUUUUUCAAAGUUCAAACCGUUGCCUGUUGUGUAAUUGUGUUGUUGUCUGCGGAAGAUUAGAUUUUGGAGUGGUUUUUCGAGUGAGUGAGUGAGAGAGCUAAGGAAGGUGGCGAUGAAAAUGGUGGCGGAUUGGAAAUAUAGGUGGAGAUCUCAUCAGAGCAAGCCGAGAACCUUCAUUCUGAAGCUGGGUUUGUCUGUUUUCAUGGCGGCUCUUGUUUUCAGGCUGCUCUUCUCUAGAUCCAUUCAUGUUCCUCAAGUUGCACAAACUGGGAUCAUAUUUCUUGAAAAUAUUGUGGCCACCCAAUCUGUGGACAUUAUUGACGAACAAGAUGUAGAGCAGUGUGAUCUUUUUCGAGGAAACUGGAUUCCUAAUCCAAGCGGUCCGCUUUAUACGAACGAGUCAUGCCCCUUCAUCGAAAGCCAUCAGAACUGUAUGAAGAAUGGGAGGCCAGAUACGGGCUAUCUUUACUGGAGGUGGAGUCCACGUGGAUGCGACCUCCCUCGCUUUAAUCCAAAGAGAUUUCUUGAGCUUAUGAGGAAUAAAACUUGGGCAUUAAUUGGUGAUUCCAUAUCUAGGAAUCAUGUCCAGUCAAUUCUUUGCAGUCUCUCUAAGAUAGAACGAGCAGUUGAAGUGUACCAUGACAAGGACUACAAAUCCAGGAGAUGGUUCUUCCCGUCAUUCAAUUUUUCUGUUUCAGUCAUUUGGUCUCCUUUUUUGGCAGAAGCAGCCAUUUUUGAAGACAUAAACGGAGUUUCAUCUUCUGAGAUUGAACUGCAUCUUGAUAGGCUUGACAAGAAUUGGACCCAACAAUUUGACGGAUUAGAUUAUGUAAUGUUUUCGAGUGGCCAAUGGUUUGUGAAAACAGCUGUCUAUCUUAAGAACAAUACUAUAUUGGGAUGCCACUAUUGUCCCAAAAGGAACUUGACCGAGCUCGGUUUCGGGUUUGCCUAUCAAGAAAUUCUAAGAACUGUUUUCAACCACAUUAUUUCCUCAAAGCAUAAAGGGACAGUGUUUUUCAGGACAAGCACUCCGGACCAUUUUGAGAACGGGCAAUGGUUUACAGGCGGGAAGUGUGAUAGAAAAGAACCGGCGCGUGAUGGUGGGUUUGAGUUGAGCGACGUUAAUAGAGUUCUUCGUGAGGUUGAGUUACAGGAAUUCGAAAAGGCGUCGGCCCAGGCAGCUGACAAGGGAGUGAAACUUGAGCUCUUUGAUGUCAAUCCGCUUUCCUUGUUGAGGCCUGAUGGUCACCCGGGCCCUUAUAGAUUCUUUCAACCGUUCUCCGACGGGAAGCACGGGACGGGCAUCAAUGACUGCUUGCAUUGGUGCUUGCCCGGGCCUAUUGAUUCUUGGAAUGAUUUGCUAAUGGAAAUGGUUAUGCGUGGGUAAAUAGUGAUGCAACUUGUUCCAUCCAUCCUUCGGGAGGUUUAUGUAUAACUAAAUUAAUAGCGGUCUCAUAUAAACCAAGUGGUGUCAAUUUUUUCUUCCCCUCAUUCAUAUCAAAUAUACAAUGAGCUUAUGUAAUAGAUAUAAAUUUGUAAAGUAUAUUGUAUUUUAAUUACAUAAAUGUUAUUAAAUAUAUUAUACGGAAAACAUAUUAAGACGAAUGAAAAAAAUGAUGGUAUGAAUCAAGGAGUAUACUUCUUCA
Molecule: messenger RNA, 2024 nt
Organism: Cuscuta epithymum
Lineage: Eukaryota; Viridiplantae; Streptophyta; Magnoliopsida; Solanales; Convolvulaceae
Source: the annotation of a GenBank genome assembly